UAAAUUUACUCGGCCAUAAAACUCUUUGAAUAUCAUAUAUUUGCAAUCAACUCUGCUAAAACGAUAGGAAAUUCUUAAAGACGUCAUUUGUAUCUUUGGCAUCGAUUUUCAUGAUGAUUUAUUUUUUGAACAUUUAYGAUAAUCAUUUAUGAUUUUGAAUGAAGGUACUAACAUACAUGUAUCUACAUGUACUGUAUGAUUGAGACUUGAGGAAAUCUCUACUGGCCAGUGGCUUAUGUUACAUGUGAAGUUUUUGAUCCUGAAGUUUCGGAAAUUUCAGUGGCCCCAGUUAGUGGAAAUAUCUUUAGAUUGUAGACCUAGAAGCAAAAGAGGACUUCGACAAGAAGACCGGACUGACCAGAAGCUAUGAUAUAUAUCUACCAAUUACAGCAGAAGAGCAAGACAUACAUGUACAGUAUGCUGUAGUUAAAAAGGAACUAGCUUAUAGUUCAUACAAAGUCCAUAAAAAGCAAGCCAAUUAAUUAAUAUUUGGAUUUACUAAGUGUAAACAAUGGCAUAUUCAUCGAGAAAAAAGGAGGUUUUACCAUCUGGAAAAAUGAGAUCCAAAGCACCUAUUCAGAACCUCCAUAUGACUGAUGAAAAUAAAGAAAUGGUUCAAGAAAUGCUACAAGAUCUUCAAGUAGAAUCAAGUGCUGAUCAUUUUGAGUUUGAAGAUAUACGAAGAGAUGAAAGAUACUGGGGUAAGAUUGUUGACAAGAGACUUCAGAUACAAGACGUCAUAGCAUUUACAGAAAAGGAUGAUGAUAAAGAUGUUAGUGGUGAUGAAGUAAACCCUUUUGCAUUGAAAAAGUUAAUUCAGUGUGGCUUUGAGAAAAACAGAUGUUUGAAUUAUCUGGCAAAAUUUAAACAUGAUUUAGGGGUAGCACUUGAAAAUCUACUUCGUUCUUGCUGUGAAAUUGAAAAUAUAGGCUUAAAUAAUCCAGAGUAUGAUCCUCAAACUUUUGAAGAAGCUAAACAACAGCGUAGUGAAGAAGUCAUAGCUUUAAAAUCAAUAUAUGAAGAAAUAUUUUCUGAGGCAAUUCCUGAUAGACUGUGGACUUUAAAAAUCCCUGAUAUGCAAUUUUUGGAGAAAGAAUUUGAACCUUCAAAAGAAGUUCCAAGAAGAGAACAGAAGAAACCAAAGAAGAAUAAAACUUCACCCAAGAAUGUCUGUAAAUUUUUCCUCAAAGGAAAUUGUAGAUUUGGCCUAAAAUGUAAAAUGAGGCAUGUUGAUAUAGAAUCUGAAGAAUUACCUGAAGACAAGCAUUUGAUAGUACAAGAAAAAGAAGUAUUAUUUUACCUUGAAGUUAGGUUUCCAGAAGGAUCCCUUUAUCCCUUUGAACCACCUUUAGUAGCAUUUUACAAUACCAGUGAGGUCAUACCUCCUCAUGUUUCACUCAAUAUAACACUAAGACUGAGUGCUGAAGCAAAGACGCUAAGUGAGUCCACAGUUCCUAUUGUGUUUUCUCUAUUGAGCAUCCUUGAGGACAGGGAAGAGAUGUUACAGUGUGUCAAGAUGCCUCUCCCUGAGUUCAGUAAGCCGGAAAGAAAUAAAGCUACAGUAGAAAGUAAUAUUCUAGAAGAUGUAGUCAUGGACUUAGAUGAUAAAGAACCAGUACAGGAGUUUAAGAAAAAAGAUUCUAAGAAAGAAAUUGAAGGGAAAGAAAAGGAGAAUUUGAAUAGGAAGCUCAAGCAUCAGUUUGAAAAACAACAGAGUUCAUCUGCUUAUAAAACAAUGCUUGAAAAUCGUAUGAAGCUGCCUGCCUGGAAUUCCAAAGAAGACAUCAUCAAGAGUUUACAAAAUCACCAAGUAUUGGUAAUCAGUGGAAUGACAGGGUGUGGCAAGACCACACAGAUUCCUCAGUUCAUACUUGACGUACACCUCAAGUCAGGUCGAGGUUCAGACUGCAAUAUCAUCUGCACACAACCCCGACGAAUUUCUGCUUUGUCUGUAGCAGAGAGAGUAGCAACGGAAAGAGCAGAUAAGCUGGGUGAUAUGGUUGGAUACAAGAUAAGACUUGAGAGUAAACAGUCUUCUUCCACGAGACUGUUGUACUGUACUACAGGAAUCUUGUUGCGGUAUCUUGAAAAUGACUCCACCUUGAAAGGAAUCAGUCACGUGAUAGUAGACGAAGUACACGAGCGAACAGAGGAGAGUGACUUCUUAAUGAUGGUGUUGCGUGACCUACUCAUGGACAGGCGUGACCUCCGUGUUGUUCUCAUGAGUGCUACACUCAACUCCAAGCUCUUCUCCGCGUAUUUCUACGACGCCCCCGUUAUUCACAUUCCAGGACGGACAUUUCCUGUUCAAGAAUAUUAUAUGGAAGAUGCUUUGGAGAAAACAGGAUUUCUUCUUGAUCCGAGCUCACCAUACGCUCGACCAAUGAAACGAUCCAAAACAGUUUCCAAGGCAACCGAUGAGAGCUUCAAAGGAGCAGGCAGCUCUCAAGAACUCACUAAAAUGGCUGCGGAGAUGGCAGUCACGUGUAGAAUGCCAGGAGUAAACGUCUUAGACGAUAAGUUGAACGAAAGACAAAUCGAGAUGAGAUACCAAGGUUAUAGUAAAACUACGAUAUCAUCUUUGUACAACAUGGAUCACGAGAAGACCAACUAUGACAUCAUUGUCUCGAUACUUGAAUGGAUUGUCAGAGGAAAACGCGAACACCCCAAUAGUGGGGCCAUCCUGGUGUUUUUGUCUGGAAUGGCUGAAAUUACGACAUUGCUAGAACAGCUGAAUACCAAUAUACUCUUUAAAGAUAAGGGCAAGUUUCUUAUCCUUCCUCUGCAUUCAACGCUGUCCAGCGAAGAACAAGGACUCAUCUUUAAGAGGCCAAAGGAAGGAGUCACGAAAAUAGUUUUAUCGACAAAUAUCGCAGAGACGUCUGUUACCAUUGACGACAUUGUCUACGUCAUUGAUUGUGGGAAAAUGAAGGAAAAYAGAUAUGAUUCCAGUAAAGGAAUGGAGAGUCUCGAGGAGACCUGGGUUUCCCGCGCAAAUGCACGUCAGCGUCGCGGACGAGCCGGGAGAGUUACAUCCGGGGUUUGUUUUCAUUUAUUCACGAGUCAUCGCUACGAACACGUGAUGGCUGAGCACCAGAUACCUGAAAUAAUGCGAAUACCUUUAGAAAAACUUUGUUUGCGUAUCAAGAUUAUGACUUUGUUCUUUGGACGUGACGUAAAGCAAAUCCUGAACAAACUUUUGGAGCCCCCCGAAGAUAAAUCUAUCACAGAUGCGUUGGCUAGGUUACACAGCCUUGGUGCUCUUGACACUCAAGAGAAUCUGACGUCAUUGGGGUAUCACCUGGCAGCUUUACCUGUGGACGUAAGAAUUGGCAAGCUGAUGUUACUUGGAGCCAUAUUUUGCUGUGUUGAUCCAGUACUAACCAUCGCAGCUUCUCUCAGUUAUAAAUCUCCAUUUGUCGCACCAUUUGAUAAGCGUGAUGAAGCAGACAAAAAGAAGAAAGAGUUCAGUACUGGCUACAGUGAUCAUCUUACACUUUUAAAAGCUUACAAGAAGUGGCUUGAAGAGAUGGCUAGAGGCGCGAAGUUUGGUUAUCGCUUUUGUCAAGACAAUUUUCUUUCCAUGAAGACGUUACAGAUGAUAGCCAGUCUCAAGUGUCAGUUUGCCGAAUUACUUGCAGACAUUGGUUUUCUACAGACUAAAAUGACUUCAAGGCAAUUGGAAAGACUCUCGCCACGAACAGGAGAUGGAGUACUAAAUGGAACAGGUCCCGUGGUUAAUUCCAAUGCUGACAACUUGAAACUGUUGUUGGGAGUCCUGUGUGGUGCUCUGUAUCCUAAUGUAGUACAUAUAGUGAAACCUGCUACGAAGUAUAAAGCUUCCAGUGGAGGUGCUAUUCCGUUAGAGCCAAAGGCAAAUGAAAUAAAGUUCUGGACUAAAAACGAAGGCCAGGUCUUUAUACACCCCAAGUCUGUCAAUUUUGAUGUCAACUAUUUUGAAAGUCCUUAUCUGAUUUACCACGAGAAAGUCAAGACUUCAAAGGUGUUUAUCCGUGAUACAAGUAUGGUUUCUGUGUACGCGCUGUUACUAUUUUGCGGAGAUUCGUUGAGUCUAGACCUGGAGAAAGGUGCGUUGGUCAUCUCCAUCGAUGAUGGAUGGGUGCGCUUUACAGCAUCGUCACAGAAGGUAAGGCAAUGCUUUUCAUCAUGUUCACCUCUCGGGUCCUUCAGUCAAACAUGGGAGUUAAAGUGCACCCAAGAUAACCAACAGACAGAUUGUAAUAGUUUUUGGAACCUUCUCCCUUUCCUUCCUCAUUUUAUAUUGCCAUCCUACCAUCCCUUUCCCAUCCAUCUCAUCCUCCCAUUCGGUCCCUUCUCCCACUCUCUUUGGAUGAAGUAUAACCAGACUUACUUACUCAACAAUGACAGUCUAGCUUAUUAGGCGGGACGUCAAGUGUAUGGAAAAACGACUUCCGGGUCAAAACGAAGAGCCGAGUUCUAUAAAGAUGUUUCUUUGUCUUCUUUCUUCACCACAGGAUUUUUCGUCCAAAGUUCUAAUUGUCUUAGGUGGAGGAUAAAUAAGUGAGAACAUUUAUCGCAUUAUUUUGGCGGUUUUUGUGAGCAGUUUGACAAGGAAGUCUAAGAGGGACCAAAAAAAAAAAAUCAGUUUAUAACUUUUUUCUC
This is a messenger RNA of Actinia tenebrosa (Australian red waratah sea anemone), 4644 nucleotides long. RefSeq names its product putative ATP-dependent RNA helicase DHX57. Gene Ontology annotation, cellular component: intracellular anatomical structure. Gene Ontology annotation, molecular function: metal ion binding; protein binding; RNA binding. Lineage: Eukaryota; Metazoa; Cnidaria; Anthozoa; Actiniaria; Actiniidae. The record is from RefSeq and is a predicted model, not a curated record.